AUGCGUCAGUUGCGAGACUGGGCGGUUGUCUCAGUAUGUCUCGUCGGUAUCGUAUCCUCAUCAGCUGUGCCAAAGCCAAAGGGGAACCCGCCCACAGUAGACGUGAUUAAUGGCACCUACUAUGGUGUUCGCAACCACUAUUACGACCAGGACUUCUUCCUGGGCAUGCCUUUUGCCCAACAACCCACUGGAGAUCUUCGUCUACAGACACCGCAAUCGCUUAACACCUCAUGGGCAGAGCCGAGAAACGCUACCGAAUACUCCCCAAUUUGUGUAGGCUACAACCAGACCGUUGGCGCCUCUGAAGCCUGUCUUACCCUCAAUGUUGUCCGUCCGAGCGGGGUUUCGUCUAUAGACAAUCUGCCCGUGGCAGUUUGGAUUUACGGAGGUGGUUUCACUUCAGGAAGCUCUGCCAACCAGGAAUAUAACCUCUCCUUUAUUGUCGACCAGUCAGUGCAGAUGGGCACGCCGAUGAUUGCAGUCAGUAUGAACUACCGUCUCCAUUGCUGGGGUUUCAUGUGGAGCAAGGAAGUCAAAGAUGCUGGUGUUGCCAACCUGGGCUUCAGAGAUCAACGCCUUGCAUUGCACUGGGUACAGGAGAAUAUCGCUGCGUUUGGUGGUAAUCCAAGUAUGGUAACAAUCUGGGGCGAAAGUGCCGGUGCCAACAGUGUUGGAACCCAGCUCAUUGCUCAUGGCGGACGAGACGAUAAAUUAUUCCGUGCAGCCAUCAGUGAAAGCGGUGCACCAAGUACCUAUUACCGAUACCAAACAACUGAGGACUGGCAGCCAUUCUAUGAUGCCAUCGUGGAAGCAGCCGGCUGCAGCUCAGCGCCUGACACUUUGUCAUGUCUCCGGACGAUUCCCACUGAUACCCUGCAUAACAUUUUCGACAACUCAUCCGUUGUGCCUGUUCAUACUUUGGCCGGCCAAGCUGGACCUCAGUUCGUGCAAGUCAUUGACGGUGACUUUAUUCAAGAGAGUGCUACCAGACAGCUCCAGCAGGGCAAGUUCGUCAAGGUCCCGUAUCUCAUUGGUGGAAAUGCAGACGAGGGAACCAGCUUCGGCAUCAAGGGUAUCAACACCACUGCGCAGUUCAACGAAGUAAUCACCGACUGGGGUCUCAGUAAUGCCACUGCGGAUAUUUUAGCUGCGCUGUACCCAGAUAUUCCCGAGAUCGGCAUUCCUGCGACUAUGAUAGGAAGACCUCCUGCAGGAUACGGGUAUAUGUACAAACGUGUGACUGCAUUCCAGGGCGACGUUAACAUUCACGCAGCCCGUAGAUUGGCCAGCCAGGUUUGGCGUCAGCACGGGGUACCCGCAUACAGCUACCUUUUCGACGUUAUUAACAACGGAGCUGGCCCAGAUGUCGGCGCUAACCAUGGCUCUGAAAUUGCUUACGUCUUCAACAAUGCGGAAGGUGCUGGCUAUGCUGCUGGCAGCCAGCCCAUGGCUGGUAAACCCAAAACUUAUUCAGAACUUUCCACAAUGAUGUCGAGAAUGUGGAUUAGUUUUGUGACAAGUUUGAACCCGAAUUACUCGAGCCGUGUCAAAGUCCACUGGCCGCAGUACGAGUUGGAUAAUCCUGAGAUUAUCGUCUUCGACACCAAUGCUACUCAUCUCAGCUAUGUCGUGCCGGAUGUUUACCGUGCGGAGGGUAUUAAAUACAUCAGUGACAACUUGGCUUCCUUAUUCGGGCAUUAG
Talaromyces proteolyticus is the source of this 1701-nucleotide messenger RNA. RefSeq names its product carboxylesterase. NCBI's taxonomy places the organism in Eukaryota, Fungi, Ascomycota, Eurotiomycetes, Eurotiales, Trichocomaceae. The record is from RefSeq and is a predicted model, not a curated record. The coding region runs from base 1 to 1701 and encodes 566 amino acids. The transcript has 4 exons.